Messenger RNA from Vespula pensylvanica (western yellowjacket), 6464 nucleotides. RefSeq names its product formin-like protein (gene Frl). Lineage: Eukaryota; Metazoa; Arthropoda; Insecta; Hymenoptera; Vespidae. Gene Ontology annotation, molecular function: small GTPase binding; actin filament binding. Gene Ontology annotation, cellular component: cytosol. The coding region runs from base 844 to 3870 and encodes 1008 amino acids. The transcript is spliced from 17 exons. The record is from RefSeq and is a predicted model, not a curated record. Gene Ontology annotation, biological process: regulation of cell shape; cell migration; cortical actin cytoskeleton organization.
AGAAUAUCGAAGAAGAUGGCGCGAGUGUCGGCAUAUCAAAGAUUUUAAGACGGGAGUGUCCAUCCCCCACUGACGAGGCUAUCGCAGAUGUCGUGGACGCGAGUACGUGGUGUUGAAUGCAGAGUGAUUCGUCUCACGCGAGUUUCUGAGUUCAUGGGAGUUGUGUUCACAAUGGAUUGCUCGAUACCUGUUGCGCGAGUUUACGAUAACCGAUAUCAAUCGUUAACUGGUCGUCAUUACUCAUCCUAGAGAGAGCUUAAUAAUUGGAAGCGAUCGAGAAUGAGGAAGUAUCGUGAACGUCGUCGUCGUCGUCGCCGUCGCUGUUAUUGUUACUGACCACCGUUCUUCGUGUUGACAGAGAGAGUGCACGUUGUUCCUGAAUCGUGUUUAUUUACGAUACGUCUUUGUACGACCGUGCGCUACCGCCGAGAUUGCGCGCCCGUGUUAAUUGAUACAUACGUAUAUAUAUAUAUAUACAUACAUAUAUAUAUAAAAUAUAGAUAUAUACACAUGUAUGUAUAUUCGUCUCUUCGAGUGUGACAUAUACAAAGUCGAAACAAUGGGUAGCGUGCAAAGUCGUACCAACGAGAACGACGCCGGUGUACGGGAAGUAUUUCAUGGGGCUAUCAAAGACGGAUCUUCUCAGCAUUCUUAUCAGCCAACGAGUCACGGUAUCGGAGCUUUGGCCGGAUUACAUGCGAAAAGUGGCAGCGUCCGUGGUGCACCAAGACAACCGAUGCCGGAUGCCGUAGAACUUGAAAGGCGCUUUACCAAAGUCUUGGCUUCUAUGGAUUUACCACCGGAUAAGGCGAAACUUUUGAAACAGUACGAUAACGAAAAAAAAUGGGAUAUUAUAUGCGAUCAGGAAAGGGUACAAGCGAAAGAUCCCCCGUCGCACUACUUGGCAAAAUUACGUACAUACUUGGAUCCAAAAGCGUCACGAAGCCAUCGAUCGUAUCGUUUCCUCACAUUCUUCCAGAAAAGAAAAAUGGUCGGGGAGUCUACAUCGACCCAAGUACUUCGGGAUUUGGAAAUCUCCUUGCGCACAAAUCAUAUAGAGAAUGUUUCAGAUGGGUAAGGGAAUUCCUGGACGAGGAGAAUCAAGGACUGGAUGCGCUGAUAGAUUACCUUAGCUUCAGAUUACUCAUGAUGCGACACGAACAACGUCUUUUGGAAUCUCACGCUAGUUCUGAAGAAAAAUUACAAACGAUCGAAACAGGUGGUUCUUCGCACUUGAAUAAUGGAUGUUUAAGACCAUCUCUUCACGAACUUAAAGACAGUCCCAGUGUAAAACGCAGAUCCAGACAUGUGGCUCGUUUGAAUAUGGGCGAAGCAAAGGACGAUAUCCAUGUUUGCAUACUUUGUAUGCGUGCCAUUAUGAAUAAUAAGUACGGGUUCAAUAUGGUUAUACAACACAGAGAAGCAAUUAAUUGUAUUGCGCUUAGUUUAAUGCACAAAAGUUUAAGGACGAAAGCUUUAGUUUUGGAACUUCUUGCGGCAAUUUGUUUAGUAAAAGGCGGACAUGAAAUUAUUUUAUCGGCGUUCGAUAAUUUCAAAGAAGUGUGUAUGGAAAGGCGAAGAUUUACUACGCUCAUGACUUAUUUUACGCAAUACGAUAGUUUCCAUAUAGAAUUUAUGGUUGCCUGCAUGCAGUUCGUGAAUAUCGUUGUUCAUUCUGUGGAAGACAUGAAUUUUCGAGUACAUCUGCAAUAUGAAUUUACAAAGUUAGGCCUCGAUGAAUAUUUAGAGAAACUUAGACAUACGGAAAGCGAAGAUUUGCAAGUUCAAAUCUCUGCUUACUUAGACAAUGUAUUCGAUGUUGCUGCUUUAAUGGAAGAUAGCGAAACGAAGACUGCCGCAUUAGAAAAAGUAGCUGAAUUAGAAGAUGAACUUGGUCAUGCACACGAUAGAAUGACCGAGUUAGAACGAGAAUCUUUAGCGAAAUUAGCUGAAUUAGAGACUGAAUUAGGUGCAUUGAAGAUAGAAUAUACAGAUGUUUCGGAAGCGCGUAGAAUAGCAGAGGAGGAACUUACAGCGCUCAAACGACAAAAACAAGACUCUGCGCGUAGGCAAAGCGUUUUGGAGAAUAAGAUAAUCGAAUUGGAGACCCUUACAGGAACUCUUACGAAGAGUUCGUCGGCUAAUAUGCGAAAUGGAAGCGCUAUAAGUCCUUUGAACAAUCCUGAUAUUUUCGGCCCUGAGAAUACUAUGUCAUCUGAACUAAAUACAGAACAACUGUCAACGUCAGAUCAAGUUCAUAAUUCUACGCCAGCUCCACCUCCACCACCUCCACCACCAUGUCCACCACCACCACCUAUGGCACCUCUUUCACCGGGCGAUCACAAGUUACCACCACCUGCACCUAUACCACCACCACCAGCUGGCAUGAUGCAAGCGCCUGAUGGAGCAAUGACAAUUAAAAGAAAAGUACAAACAAAGUACAAAUUGCCUACCCUUAAUUGGAUCGCAUUAAAACCGAAUCAAGUACGAGGCACUAUCUUCAAUGAAUUAGAUGACGAUCGAUUGCAUAAUUACAUAGAUUUUUCUGAUUUUGAAGAAAGAUUCAAGAUCGGUAUGAGUGGUCACGUAGCUAAUGGCAAUAGCGAACUGGAUGGCCUGCAAAGCUUUCCUAGUAAAAGAUUUAAGAAGCCUGAAAAUGUAUCUCUUUUGGAACAUACGAGAUUACGAAAUAUUGCAAUAUCACGUAGAAAGAUGGAGAUGCCAGUGGAAAAAGUGAUAAUGGCCGUAAAUGCUCUUGAUUUGAAGGUGCUUUCGCUUGAAAAUGUAGAAUUAUUACAACGUAUGGUUCCAACCGAUCAGGAGAUAAAAGCUUAUCGUGAAUAUAUUAUCGAAAAGAAAAAUAUAAAUCUCUUAACCGAAGAGGAUAAGUUUUUGAUGCAAUUAGGAAAAGUAGAAAGAAUAUCGACUAAGCUUUCAAUUAUGAAUUACAUAGGAAACUUUUUUGAUAAUUUACAUCUGAUUACGCCACAAAUACAUGCUGUGAUAUCUGCAUCAAGUACUGUGAAAAGUUCUAAGAAAUUGAGAGCAGUUUUAGAAAUCAUUCUUGCUUUUGGAAACUAUUUAAAUAGUAGCAAACGUGGACCUGCUUACGGAUUUAAAUUACAAAGUUUAGAUACGUUAUUAGACACAAAGUCUACAGAUAAAAGGAUGUGCCUUUUACAUUAUAUAGUAGCAACAAUACGAAUUAAAUUCCCGGAACUCAUUAAUUUCGAUUCCGAACUCAUGUAUAUCGAUAAAGCUGCAACAGUUUCUCUUGAAAAUAUAAUAACCGAUGUUCAUGAAUUGGAAAAGGGUAUGGAUCUUGUAAGAAAAGAAUUCGAACUUCGUGGUAAGGAAAAACAUAAUACCGUUCUACGCGACUUUUUAAAUAAUUCCGAAGAGAAAUUACGUCGACUCAAAUCAGAUGCUCGUGCUGCGGGUGAAGCAUUUCGAGAAUGCGUUGAAUAUUUUGGAGAGAGUCCCAGACAAGCAGAUGCGAAUACCUUCUUCUCGCUUCUUGUUAGAUUCGCAAGAUCUUUUAAGGCAGCGGACCAAGAAAAUGAGCAACGUCGUAGAUUAGAAGCUGCUGCUGCGGAAGCUUUAAAUACGUCUGAGCAAGUAAUUAAACGAAAUAAAUUGAACCAGAAGAAACAACAGGAUGCUGUCAUAAAUGAACUCAAGAAUAAAACAAGACUGGUUCAAGAGAAAAAACUUCUACAGCAAGAUGAAGUGUAUAAUGGUGCUCUAGAGGAUAUACUUCUUGGUCUUAGAUCGGAACCAUAUCGUAGAGCAGAUGCUGUGAGACGUAGUCAACGCCGGCGAAUUGAUAACCACAGACUUUCUCGCACUGCCGAAGAACUUGAACUUUAAUUCAAAACAGUAUGUAGAUCAGAUAUGCAAUAAGUCUUAUCUAUUGAAUAAUCUAACUGUUUAAAGAAUAUUACCAUUCUCUAGCAGAUAAUUUUUUGUAAACACGCUAGGCUGAAAAUACAUAAUAUUCAAUGAUUUAGUAAAUACUUAUGCACAAAUCAAUAUGAUGUUAAAAUCUAACGAAUGACGAAACAUAUUUCUUAUCAGAUAAAUUUUUGAUAUGUGUUUUCUAACGCCUCAUUAUACUGAUAUUGAAUAUUUAUAACAUGAAUAUAAUUUUGAUAUGAAUAUAUCAACUAUUUGUGAUAAGUUUAACGCACAAUAUUUGAAUCAUACUGUAUUCAAGAUUCAAUGGUUUAUGUGAAAGUGGCGGUGCUACUUUCAAUUUUGUUUAUGAACGUUCUUGUUCAUAAAUAACAUUUAUGCUCAUAUGCCUUUAUAUUACAUACUAAAGACAUGAAAACUGUAUUAAAUGCAUAUUAUAAGACGCAUAUUACAAUUUCAAAAUUAUGAAAGGCAUGAAGCAGUUUAUUCCAGUGAUGAUACAGAUGAUAUACACGAUUAUAAUACCUUAAAUGUGAAAGACGUAAUUAUUGUAUGAAGUCUUACAAUAAGUAAAGGAUAAGACAUCUUCAGAGAAAAAAAGGAAGAUCAUAAAAUAAGCAUCUUGUAAUGUCUCGAUCCUGAUGUAAUAGCGAAAAUGAUAUUAUUAUCAAAUUUUAAUGAAAAGAGAAAAAAACAAAAAAAUAUAUAUAUAUUUUUGUUUUAUUAAUUAUCGAUCACUAUUAUACUUCAUACAUUUAUAUUUUUCUCUGGAAUAAAUGGCAUUUAAUUGGAUCAAUUAUUCACGAUAUAUUAUACAUUGGAACUAAUGAUAUGUAUAUGUUUAUAAACCAAAAUUAUAUAUUGUUCCUUCUAUUUAUACUUUACUGUAUUUACUAAUGACUAUCUUGUUUGACAACAUUCCACAAAUUACACUAGAAUCGUGUUUGUUAGCCAUUUUAUUAGGCUUGUAUGCAUUUGUCAACUUUGUGAUUAUAAAAGUGUAAUGUGGUAUGUUUAUAGUUUUCUAUUUUGGAAUACUAGAAAUAUACUUAAACGUCGAAUUAAUCAGUAAUUAUUUUGAGAUUACGAGAAAAAUAUUUUGUUGUCCUAUCUUUCUAUAAAUGAGACUGAAAAAGAAUCCAUAUUCUAGAGUGUAAUAUUACUGAAACAAAGAUAGUGAUUUAGAUACCAUUGGACUUUUUUAUGCAUAUAGAUGCUAUUUUUGUACUAUAUGAAAAAAUGAUGGCUGGCAUGAUACAUAUUAUAUUACAUUCCUUUUGAAUCACAUACCAUACUUGAAUUAUUUAUAGUGUAGUAAAAGUAUAAUGAUAUACAUUGUACUUCACAAACAUGUUUGAUGGUUUAUUUAUUCAUUUUUCUUAAACGAAAAAAGUUUUUCUUAAACGAACUCGAAAUAUAGAUACAAUAUUUGUAAUUUUGAUAUAUACAUAAUUUUUGAAAACGCAAUUAAAUUAAAUGUAUAUUUAUGAAAGUACACAUAAUAUCUUCUAACAUCAGUCAAAAUAGCCACGCAUAUUUAAAACUAUGUUCAUAAUGCAAUUAUAUCUUCACUUUUUAUAUGUCUGAUAUAUUGUAGUAGGAGGAAAACAAAAUGUGUAAAUAAUGCUGUAAUAUAUGAAACAUUUCACUAUGAAAUAAUGUAAUUAUUAUUGCUUAAGCUUAAAUUACCAAUGUGAUGUUUAUAUAAAAUAUUUGUACGUUACAUGUGCUACUUGUCGAUAUUGUAAUACUUGAGAUAUAGCGUAUCAAAAUUUGGUUAUAUGAUUUUUAAACAAUUACAUGAAAAUAUUUUGUAAUAUUUGUUUUGUUCAAAUUGUAACACAUUUAAGAAUGUUUCUAUUUUGUUCACUAUAAAAAUGUUUACAUAUUAUUUAUAUGAUAAAAUUAUCGGUGAAUAUGACAUCGAUUAAUAAUACAUAUCGCUCUGAAUUUGUUGAAUUUUUGUUAUUGUUAAAUAUGUCUACAUGUAUCAUACACGUAUUUAUACACGGAACAUCUUAACAAACUGUAAAUGUAAAAUUUAAUUAAAAGUUCAAUUUUGAUAUGUAGGUCCUGUCUAGUCAUUGUUUGUACUUUAUGUUAGGAUUUAUUAUCCUACAAAAGACAAGAAGUGUUUUUAUCAACAUAUUAACAAAAUAUGACAGGAUCAAGACGAAUUUGAUAGAGAAUUGAUAUAUCAAAAAAUUUCACAUUUGAAUAGGCAAGUUAAUUUUCUUACAUAAUACAUCUAAUCAUUUUUUCUGCAUCUUCAUACUUAUAAUAUUGUAUUUUGUAGCAAAAAUUAAGGAAAAAAGAAAAAGAUAAUAUAAUAAACAAAUUAGACAAUUAUUCGAAUAUACAAAAAUCUCAUAAAUAUAGAUCUGAAUAAAAUAAAAAUAAUAUUAUUAGUCAAAUGAGUAGAUUAUGUAUAAGUGAAUGAUUCAUUACUUUGUAUACAAUUCUUUUAAUACAGCGUGACAUUAUAAGGGUUAUAUAAUUUUCUGUUAUAUAUUUCAAGAUUUUAUUAUAAAUAAAUUUAAUUUUCCAAA